Messenger RNA from Rhizoctonia solani, 720 nucleotides. RefSeq lists its product as uncharacterized. Bases 1 to 720 code for a protein of 239 amino acids. Lineage: Eukaryota; Fungi; Basidiomycota; Agaricomycetes; Cantharellales; Ceratobasidiaceae. The transcript has 3 exons. The record is from RefSeq and is a predicted model, not a curated record.
AUGCACUUGCAUAAAGGAUUUCUGGCCCAUUAUGGUGAACUUGACGCUGCCCAUACACAGACAGCACAUAACAACCUUGCCCAGCAUUAUGGAGUUAACAGUCAGCCUAUAUUCUUGUUCCUCAAGUCCUUUGAUCUUGCCUCCUGUGCUCCUUACAACAUCAUGCAUUUACUUUUCAAAAAUAUGGUUCCAAAUAUGCUCCUGCACUGGACUGGGAAGUUCAAAGGUUUGGAUCAAGGUACCAGGAACUACAAGCUCCUCCCAGCAAUUUUUGCAGUUAUUGGAUUGGAAACCGCUAGCUGUAUUCAAUAUAUGCCAUACAGCUAUGUUGGCACACUUCCCAACAUUGCUCAAGACGGACACUUGUACAAAGCUGAGGCAUAUUUGUUCUGGAUUCAGUAUAUUGCACCAAUUGUGCUCAAGGAUUGGUUGCCUGUCUGGCAUAUGCUCCUCCUGCAUGAGAUUGUCAUAAUGUGCCUCAAGUUCAAGCUCACUUCUGAUGAUGUUGAACAUUUGGAUAAAAUGGUUAAACUCUGGGUGACCCAAUACAAGAAGUAUUACUAUCAAUACUUGGCUGAUUGUCUGCCUGUCUGCCCCUUAACCAUCCACGCAAUCCUUCAUAUCCCAUCCUACAUUUGGCAAACUGGCCCUCUCUGGGCAUCCUGGGUGUUUGUAAUGGAACAAUUUUGUGGCCACCUUUUACCUGCUGUAAAGAAUUGA